GCGUAGGCGUGCUUACGUGCUUUUCGACCCUCCCUAAGCAUGACCGCAUCUUCCACGCGUCUUUUCCCAACCGAUUCAAUCCUCACGGCGAGCAACACCAAUCUCUAAUCGCGAGUCCAUUCGCUCCGCCAUUAUGCUCAGCGGCCCUCCUCGCAUCGUUCCCCUCGUCUUCAUCGCCAUAAUCCUCGUUCUAGGAUGGUGGUAUCUUCAGACGGGUCCGGCGAUUCCAAUACGACAACCCGGGAAUUCGCUACAGUCGACACCAACAUACCGCGGCGACCCGCUCGAUUUUGGCAUACCGCUACGAUUCACAGAUGGGCAACCGAAGCCACAAGGCAACAAUUAUACCUUCAAGAUUGUGAUACCGAAGACGAUGAAGGAAGAUAUUAGUUGGAUGGCGGAGGAGAUACCACAUGCGCCGAUAGUUGUAUAUGAGGUGGACAAUCCCAAGGCUGAGAACAAGGUCCCCAAGAAUAAAGGUCGCGAGGCAAUGGUAUACCUCACAUACAUCAUCGACAACUACAACGACCUCCCCGACACCUCGCUCUUCAUGCACUCGCACCGUCACGCAUGGCACAAUAACCAACUCAUGGGCAUCGAUGCUGCCCAGAUUGUCAACCGCCUGAACCACGGGCGAGUCGCACGCAUGGGCUAUAUGAACGUGCGAUGUCAUCACGACCCAGGCUGUCCCGAUUGGAUUCACAUGGACCGCCCCGGCGGCGACUUUGACUUCUUCCGCAAGCCCGAGGAAAUCUACUGGCGCAAAAGUAUAUGGGAGGAGAUACACCCUGGCGCGUCCAUUCCACCCUCGUUGUCGGGAAUCUGCUGCGCGCAAUUCGCCGUUUCAAGAGACAGGAUUAGACAGGUGCCCAUCGAGCGAUUCAUACAUUACCGGAAAUGGCUCCUCACAACAGCCAUGGACGACCAGUUCUCCGGCCGCAUCUUCGAGUACAUUUGGCACUACAUCUUCACGGGCCAUGAGGUUUACUGCCCUGCAAUGAACACAUGUUAUUGCGACGGCUAUGGCAUCUGCCUCGGCGGACGCGCAAAGUUCGACGAAUUUAUCAAGAUGCAGGACGAUCGGAACGCCAAAUUCGGGAAGCUGGACGAAUACAACAAGCGCGAAGACAAAGCAAAAGAAGAAGGAAAGGAGCCAGACUUUACGGAGGAGGAAAAGACGGCCAGGCAGGACCUGAACACGGAGAUUAGAGCCAUGGAUAUGGAGAUGGAAGGAUUAAGGCAAGAGGCGAUGAAGAGAGGCAAGGACCCUAAAGCAAGGAUGGAGGAAACGGAGACUUAUGACAGCUCGCACAUUUGGGAGUAUGCACCACAUGGGAAUCAAUAGAGGUUUCCUGGGUACAUGAAGGCAGAGCAUAAUGUUUGGCGUUUGGGCAGGGGGCUCGUGGGCGUCUUAUCUUAUUGGUUUAUUACUUUUUGGGGUAUGACCAAAAGAAACGCUUAGAUGCUGGUACACGGUCAACGUUUCAAUGCAAUUUCUCACAUCGUUGUUUGUUUGUACAACUCUGGGAGUUUGCUGUCAUGCUCAGGCUGAGUGACUCAAUACAUGUUCCUCUUUCUUCCCCACGCGUAUAUUUGGGAUCUACCCC
Molecule: messenger RNA, 1607 nt
Organism: Dothidotthia symphoricarpi CBS 119687
Lineage: Eukaryota; Fungi; Ascomycota; Dothideomycetes; Pleosporales; Dothidotthiaceae
Exons: 2
Coding region: 134-1345 (403 amino acids)
Source: RefSeq, a predicted model, not a curated record